AUGCCGUCCAACAGAGCCGCAUACCUGACAUCCGCCAAAGCGCAACCUCUGGAGGUCAAGUCGGCGCCGUACCCGAAGCCAGGCGGCUCGGAAAUCGUGAUCAAGAAUCGCGCCGUGGCCAUCAACCCCCUCGACCACAUCAAGCAAAGCAUGGGCAACCUGCUGUUCGAUUGGGUAAAAUACCCUGCAAUCCUGGGGAGUGACGUGGCGGGCGAAGUUGUCGAGGUCGGCAAGGACGUUGCGGCGCGUUUCAAGGUCGGAGAUCGCGUCGUCGGCCACAGCAUUGGGAUGGCCAAGAAGCACAACUUCGCCUCGCACUGCGGGUUCCAGGAGUACACGGUCUUGCUGUCGCACAUGGCCUCGCAUAUCCCGGACACAGUCUCUUACGAGGAUGCGGCCGUGAUCCCGUUGGGUCUGUCGACCGCGGCGUGCGGUCUGUUCCAGAACGACCAGCUCGCCCUGCAACUCCCCACGGUGCCGAAUGCCAAACCGACGGGGAAGACUCUGCUUGUCUGGGGCGGGUCGACGAGCGUGGGAUGCAACGCGAUCCAGCUGGCCGUCGCGGCCGGAUACGAGGUCAUCGCGACGGCCUCGCCGCGGAACUUUGAGCUGGUCAAGCGUCUCGGAGCCGUCCAAGUGUUCGACUACAAGAGCCCGACGGUGGUGGAGGACAUCAGGACAGCGUUCAAGGGGCGAACCACAGCCGGGGCAAUGUCGAUCGGCCAAGGCGCGGCAGAGAAAUGCCUCGACAUCCUCGCCUCGUGCAAGAAGGGCAACAAGUUCCUCUCCAUGGCCAGCUACCCUUUUCCCGCGACACCGCCCGAACGCUUCGUCGUGCCUCAGAUUGCUUUCCACUAUGUCAUGUCAAUGAUAUACUUGUGGUUCAAGGCUCAAAGGCAUGGCAUCCAGAGCAAGUUCAUCUUUGGCGACACACUGGUGGACAACGAAAUCGGACCGGCCAUGUACGAGCACUUUCUCCCGGAAGCGUUGGCCGAAGGGUCGUUUACGGCGGCGCCAAAGUCGGAGGUCGUGGGCCACGGUCUGGAGAGCAUACAACAGGCCAUGGACGUGCACAAGAAGGGUGUCAGCGCGAAGAAGAUUGUGGUGACGCUGGGGGCACAAUAG
This is a messenger RNA of Fonsecaea multimorphosa CBS 102226, 1125 nucleotides long. RefSeq lists its product as uncharacterized. NCBI's taxonomy places the organism in Eukaryota, Fungi, Ascomycota, Eurotiomycetes, Chaetothyriales, Herpotrichiellaceae. The transcript has a single exon. Bases 1 to 1125 code for a protein of 374 amino acids. The record is from RefSeq and is a predicted model, not a curated record. Gene Ontology annotation, molecular function: oxidoreductase activity, acting on NAD(P)H.